UGUAAUGGCAGGAAGAAGGUGUGUCUUUCUCUUUUGCCCGUUUCUGCCUUGCUGUUUGCAGCCGCCAUGAACUGCAGCCCUGCCAUGCCAGCCUGCCCUGGAGCCAACUGAGUAUUGACUGAAUCCUCCAAAAACUCAGGAUCAUGGGCUAUAAAGUGCUUCAGAUAGUCCUGUGUUCAACACUGCUAAUAGGAGCAUUGGGAGCACCAUUUUUUUGGGAAGACCCAGCAAAUCAGUUCCUUCGUCUUAAAAGACAUGUGUAUUUGCAAGACUACUGGAACCCAGAUGAGAGUUCAGAUGGGUGGAGGAUCACACUGGCUGAUCAGAUUCGUGAAACCUGGAUUUCUAUGAAAAGAACUGCACAGCAUUAUUUAGACAUGAAUAUAUUCAGCUUUGACAUGUCUGCUGACCAAUGAACGUGCUUUCCUGAUUCAUGCAGGAGAACAAGGAUGGUAGCGCCAGUGUGACCGUGUGCAGGAAACACGAGCUGGGAAGAUCUGGGGGAAUUUCUGUGCUGCUUCUCAGACUACUUACUAUGUCUAUUUCAUGUUGAAAGGAGAAUUAUGACCACCAACAUAGAGACCUUGAAAUAGAAGUUCUCAAUAAAUAGUUUGUCCUGGAAUAAGAACUAAAUAAAGCCUGUUAUAAUAAUA
This is a messenger RNA of Cavia porcellus (domestic guinea pig), 653 nucleotides long. RefSeq names its product chromosome unknown C3orf85 homolog (gene CUNH3orf85). The record is from RefSeq and is a predicted model, not a curated record. Bases 144 to 416 code for a protein of 90 amino acids. Lineage: Eukaryota; Metazoa; Chordata; Mammalia; Rodentia; Caviidae. The transcript is spliced from 4 exons.